This is a messenger RNA of Brassicogethes aeneus, 2213 nucleotides long. Lineage: Eukaryota; Metazoa; Arthropoda; Insecta; Coleoptera; Nitidulidae. The record is from the annotation of a GenBank genome assembly.
AAAACAUAAACAAAAUUGCGUAUUACCGAAAUAUUUUAAUUUAGACACGUGCGCCCAACAACAGGUAACAAACUCGGCAUUUGUGAAUGGUCUGAUUCGGGAGGCGUGGCAAAGAUCGUACGAUUUUUUCGUACGUACGCAACAACAAUUGUUUACUUCCCCAUGACAUCAGGCAGAUGUUGUUGACUUCGUUAGUUGUUUUAUUUAAGCGCAAUUUUUUAUUAUUUAAGGCCGAGCAACGAGUCAAAGCCCCAUAAUCAACAAAAACCUUCAAGUGAACAGAACAGUUAAUUAUCGUUAUCCCUAUAAGCAAUCGUGAUAAUCGCGAUCAGUGAUUUGUUUUAAAUCGUUGCAAAAGUGCCAUUGUUUGAUAUUAGUUGAAUUAAAAGGUGAUGUCUUUCAGCAAAAAUAUAUCUCGAUGUGGGAGAUGUGUUACAACAGUUCCGAGGAGACGUUACAACUCUGGCGGUUCUGAGGCUGUGGAUUCCUUAAAAAUGCAGGCAAAAAGCGUAGUUUUGAACCAAUUUAAAUUGAUAACUCAGUUAAAAACCUACUUCUCGGACAAGACUUUUGAAAACGCUCUGAACAAGGAAUUCGCGCACUUUCUUCAAAAAAUCCAACCCAAAACAUAUGGUAGUGAUUUAGUUAGAUAUUUUGAAUCAUCAGCUGCAGUACCAAAGGUUUUAGAGAGGGAGAAGGAAGGUAUUUCUUUACCUAACGUUUUUAAUGGAUUCAAGUUUGGGUAUGGGGCUAAAAUAGAAGAAAAAAAGAGUACGUUGCCAAAGUGGAAGCAUACUAAAGCCCUCGUGUCAAAGGAAUCCAUAGCCUGUCGAACUAGUCAAGUUGUGUCUUCUAUAAUAUCAUCUGAAAGUAUAACGUCCAGACACGCUAGAAUAGAAGAAUUAAUACAACACUUAAAGCAAUAUCCAGAAGCUAAACGCAAUGCUGUAAAGGAUGGUGCCAUACGAGUGUUGUUAAAAGUGAGAUCAACAAACAAGGAUUUGCUAGUGGCGGAAUCUCUAGGAGAAGCCAUUUCUUUGCUGGGGCAUGCAGACCCCGUCCCAGGAAAAGGCAUUAGGAUACUUUCUGUUGACGGAGGGGGUGUUCGGGGGUUUUUGGUCAUAGAAAUGUUGAGGAAAUUGGAGGAGCUGACUGGAAAACCAGUCUCUGAAAUGUUCGACCUCAUAUGUGGGGUCAGCACUGGGGCCAUACUUCUAACUUUAGCAGGCUUGAAACGGUGUUCUUUGGACGAAGUUUCCGAUAUUUAUAGAAAUUUAAGCACGCAAAUUUUUACGCAAUCGACAUUCAAAGGGACAAGUAAUUUGGUGUGGAGUCACUCGUAUUAUGACACUGCACUGUGGGAAAAACUGUUGAGGGCGGUGUGGGGCGAGAAGAUGCUUAUAGAAACACAAAGGGACGCUAAAGUACCAAAAUACUGUGCUGUUUCGGCUGUGGUGAAUCAAGCCAGAUUGUCAGCGUAUGUGUUUAGGAAUUAUGAUCUUCCGUUUAGGGUGCAAUCGAACUAUCAGGGGGGGUAUAAUCAUAAAGUUUGGGAGUGUGUCAGGGCUUCGGCAGCUGCUCCUACUUAUUUUGAGGAAUUCAAAAUAGGAAAUAUGUUGCAUCAAGAUGGUGGUAUUUUGGUGAACAAUCCUGCAGCCAUUGCCAUUCACGAAGCCAAAUUACUAUGGCCCAAUACUCCCAUACAGUGUGUUGUAUCUUUUGGUACGGGCAGAACCGAACAUCACACUGUAGAGGGUAACCAACAAUCUCUGGGUAGUUCAUCUUGGAAGGAUAAAUUUCUGACUAUUCUUAAUAGCGCCACCGAUACAGAAGGUGUCCACACAAUGUUGUCAGAUCUUCUCCCUUCGAAUGUCUACUACCGAUUUAACCCAUACUUAACGGAAAUGUUGGAUAUAGCGGAGAUAGACCCACAAAAAAUAGAGCAAUUAAAAAGAGAUGCUGUAAUGUAUUUAAGAAGAAACGAAGAUAAAUUUAACGAGGCUGCACAAGCUCUUAACGUUAAAAAAAGUAAGACAAAGCAACUUUCAGAAUGGUUCCAUGUUAAGAAAGAUAUCUUAGGAUUUAAACAACAUUGAUAAUGUUAUUUUUAAACUUUUUACGCUUUUUUAUUGUAUGACCUGAAUUUAUACUGUGAUUGUUUCUUAUAAACUUUUUAUUGUACAUAUUGUGAUAUUUUUAUAUUUAAUAUAGAG